CACGCAGUGACCGGAAGCGGAAGGUGCGGUUUGUUGUGGUUGGAGUUCUGAGUGUGAAACAUGUCGAGUCUGGAGAAACACUUGUUUAAUCUUAAGUUUGCUGCAAAGGAACUUUCCAGAAGUGCCAAAAAAUGUGAUAAAGAAGAAAAAACAGAAAAAGCCAAAAUCAAAAAGGCAAUUCAAAAAGGUAACACAGAAGUAGCAAGAAUACAUGCAGAAAAUGCAAUCCGGCAAAAGAAUCAAUCCAUCAACUUUCUGCGAAUGAGUGCCAGAGUGGAUGCAGUGGCGGCGCGAGUUCAGAGUGCAGUUACAAUGGGCAAGGUAACCAAAUCUAUGGCAGGAGUUGUCAAAUCCAUGGACAUCACCUUAAAAAGUAUGAACCUGGAAAAGAUUUCUGCCCUAAUGGAUAAAUUUGAACAUCAGUUUGAAACAUUAGAUGUACAGACCCAGCAGAUGGAGGACACGAUGAGCAGUACCACAACCCUAACCACACCACAGCAUCAAGUGGAUUCAUUGCUGCAGGAAAUGGCUGAUGAAGCUGGUCUUGAUUUGAAUCUGCAGCUUCCUGAAGGCCAAAUGGGAUCAGUUAGUAGCAGUGUGGCAUCUGCAGAACAGGAUGAUCUUUCCCAAAGACUUUCAAGGCUUCGAGAUCAAGUGUAAAGAUGAGAAAACAUUUGGCCUUAAUACUUUGGGAAUUAUGUAUAAUCUUCCAUUUUUUUUGGGUGGGGGGGUAAAGUGUGGUUAUAAUAUAUUGAUAUUCUUUUGUAGUUUAGUCACUGGUAUGCUGUCACCAGGAAUGUCCAUGUUCAGAUGUAAACCUAGAAGAUGGUUAAUGCAUUAAAUAAUCCACACAGCUUCCUCCAUUUCACUUAUUGCCUGGUAUAAACUGGGAAUCUUAUUUUAUGGGAGGGGUGGGGAAAGUUCAGGUGCACUUUUCUAUUUGGAUGAUGUAGUCUACCAUCUCUGUGGUGAGACAUAUUCCUCUCUAAAAUAUAGUACAAUUUUGCUGUUAACCAUUGUAUCUUAAUUGUUCAGAUUGCAUCACAUGAAAAACAAUGUUUGGAUUAAAAGAUGAUUGAAAAUAUUUUUUGUACUAUGAUAUCCUAUUUUUACCACACUUUUUCACAAAGUUUUAUUUUAAUCUGCUUUUAAUUUACCUUGUGAACAACUGUGACUCUAAUUGUUUGAAUAUUCUCCAACUGUUAUAAAAUUUAAUCUAUUUAAGGAGUCUGAACAAAACUUUUGAGAGAUAUAACCUCGCUAGGGAGGGGUAUAAAAUAAGUUCUGUUGUACUAAAUCUCCUGAUGAUUGCACACUGAUUGCAGGGCUAGUGUAUCUUUAAGGUUUACAUGUUAGUAUGAUUUUUUUGUUAAUUUUGGAUUUCUUCCGCUGUACUCUGACCUUACAAUUAAAGGUUCUUU
This is a messenger RNA of Pristis pectinata (smalltooth sawfish), 1421 nucleotides long. RefSeq names its product charged multivesicular body protein 1B (gene chmp1b). Lineage: Eukaryota; Metazoa; Chordata; Chondrichthyes; Rhinopristiformes; Pristidae. Bases 61 to 660 code for a protein of 199 amino acids. The record is from RefSeq and is a predicted model, not a curated record. Gene Ontology annotation, biological process: protein transport; late endosome to vacuole transport; endosome transport via multivesicular body sorting pathway. Gene Ontology annotation, cellular component: multivesicular body; ESCRT III complex. The transcript is spliced from 8 exons.